Notechis scutatus (mainland tiger snake) is the source of this 2101-nucleotide messenger RNA. It is a transcript of the gene TCP1, whose product is annotated as t-complex 1. Gene Ontology annotation, biological process: protein folding. Gene Ontology annotation, molecular function: ATP hydrolysis activity; ATP binding; ATP-dependent protein folding chaperone. Lineage: Eukaryota; Metazoa; Chordata; Lepidosauria; Squamata; Elapidae. The record is from RefSeq and is a predicted model, not a curated record.
GACGCUCCCGGGCGACUGAGUCGUGUCUAAUCCACCGAUAAGCUUAUAGGUCGCGAGGGGGCGGAGCUUCCCAAAAGACCUCGCCUCGCCGUCCGCAAUCCCUUGCAGGCUCGUGCACGUUGCGGCCUCGUUCUCUUUGUCCGGGAAAAUGGCGCUGGAGGGGCCUUUGGCGGUUUUUGGGGAGCGGAGCACCGGCGACAACAUCCGGACACAAAACGUUACAGCUGCUGCUUCAAUUGCCAAUAUUGUAAAGAGUUCACUGGGUCCAGUUGGUUUGGAUAAAAUGCUGGUGGAUGACAUUGGUGAUGUGACCAUUACUAACGAUGGUGCAACUAUCCUGAAGUUGUUGGAGGUAGAACAUCCUGCUGCAAAAGUACUGUGUGAACUAGCAGAAUUGCAAGACAAAGAAGUUGGAGAUGGGACUACCUCUGUGGUAAUUGUUGCUGCAGAACUUUUGAAAAAUGCAGAUGAAUUGGUGAAACAGAAAAUUCAUCCGACUUCUGUCAUUAGUGGAUAUCGUCUUGCUUGCAAGGAGGCAGUUCGCUACAUCAAUGAAAAUUUGGUUAUUAACUCAGAUGAGUUGGGCAAAGACUGUCUUAUUAAUGCAGCAAAAACAUCAAUGUCAUCCAAAAUCAUAGGAUUUGACAGUGACUUCUUUGCCAACAUGGUAGUAGAUGCUGUACUUGCAGUAAAAUACACAGAUCAAAGGGGACAACCACAUUAUCCUAUCAGCUCUAUCAAUGUUUUGAAGGCACAUGGUCGCAGUCAGAAAGAGAGUAUUCUUGUAAAUGGCUAUGCAUUAAACUGUGUUGUAGGCUCCCAAGGUAUGCCUAAGAGAAUAGUUAAUGCCAAAAUUGCAUGCCUUGAUUUCAGCCUACAGAAAACUAAAAUGAAGCUUGGUGUUCAGGUGGUAAUCUCAGACCCAGAAAAACUGGAUCAAAUUAGACAGAGAGAGGGUGACAUCACUAAAGAAAAAAUUCAGAAGAUCCUGGCUACAGGAGCAAAUGUUAUUUUGAACACUGGGGGCAUUGAUGAUAUGUGUCUGAAAUAUUUCGUUGAUGCUGGUGCUAUGGCAGUACGCAGAGUUCUAAAAAGAGACCUUAAACGCAUUGCUAAGGCUUCUGGAGCCAUCGUUUGUUCUACUCUGGCAAAUCUGGAAGGUGAAGAAACUUUUGAGGCAUCAAUGCUGGGACAAGCAGAAGAAGUGGUUCAAGAACGAAUUUGUGAUGAUGAAUUGAUUAUAAUUAAAAAUACUAAGGCACGGACCUCAGCUGCUAUUAUAUUACGAGGAGCAAAUGACUUCAUGUGUGAUGAAAUGGAGAGGUCUUUGCAUGAUGCUCUUUGCGUGGUCAAAAGAAUACUAGAGUCAAAGUCUGUUGUACCAGGAGGAGGUGCAGUUGAAGCAGCACUUUCCAUUUAUCUAGAAAAUUAUGCAACUAGCAUGGGGUCACGGGAACAGCUCGCUAUAGCAGAAUUUGCAAGAUCUCUUCUAGUUAUUCCAAAUACAUUAGCAGUUAAUGCUGCUCAAGAUGCUAUAGAUCUUGUUGCAAAGCUGAGAGCAUUUCACAAUGAAGCUCAAGUGAAUCCAGAUCGCAAAAAUUUGAAGUGGAUUGGUCUUGAUUUAAUCAAUGGGAAACCACGUGACAACAAACAAGCUGGUGUAUAUGAGCCUACUCUAGUCAAAACAAAGAGCUUAAAGUUUGCAACAGAAGCAGCAAUUACUAUUCUUCGAAUUGAUGAUCUUAUUAAGUUGCACCCUGAAAGUAAAGGUGAAAAAGGAGGAUGCUAUGAAGAUGCAGUUCAAUCUGGAGCAAUUGAAGACUAAAUGAAUUUUUAUUUGCCUAUUCCUGUGAAAUUCUCUCAAGUCUGUAUUAACUAAUACGUUGAUGAAAGCAAGUUGUCAGACUUCCGCAUAACUAGCAAAUAAAUGAAAUAUGGCUGUAUUUUGUAUUUGUAUCAGUAUUAUAAUGCAGAAUGUAAAGGGGAGGAGGUUGGAGAAAACCUGAGGAUUUCAGCAGUAGCUACCACUAACAAAGUCAAAUUACAGCCAAACGCUUAGCUUUUGGUGCAUUUCUUGUAAGUAUUUUGCUACUGAGAAUAA